AUGGCCUACCAGCCAUCGCGCAGUCCCUUUGCGCCCGCGCAACAAGACGGCUUCUACGGAAACCCUCGUAGCGGGCUCCGAGGAUACGGGCUGUCGAACCAGCCCAUCCCUCUAUCCAAUAAAGUGAACGGCUACUUUGAAAAGGACCGCACACUACCUUUAUACAAAGAUAAGCCAUUCUUUGCGCCGCGGCGCACAGGUCCUCGAAGGAGAUGGAGGCCGUUCCUGAACGUGCUGGGGGUGUGUACAGUGUUAUUUUUGUUGUGGUAUAAAUUCUACCUCCCCACGUGGUCGGGGCUACAGUCAAAUGAUAAAGGGGUAGAAUUAUGGAAAUGGGCCCAGACAUUGGAAGACGGAAAAUCUUCUGGGGACUUAUCUGACUGGACUGCGAGACGAGAGAAAGUGCGGGACGCCUUCAUCGUCAGUUGGGAAGGAUAUGAAAAGAACGCAUGGGGAUACGAUCAGUAUCGCCCAGUAUCGAACGUUAACCAGGAAGACACGAGCGGCGGAUUAGGCUGGAUGAUAGUUGACUCGCUGGACACAAUGAUGAUCAUGAAUCUGACCUCCAAGGUUCACCGCGCGCGGCAAUGGAUAUCAACAUCGUUGAAUUAUGAUCAGAACCGUGAUGUUAAUACGUUUGAGACGACUAUUCGCAUGCUGGGUGGUUUGCUGUCUGCACACUAUCUGUCAACCCAAUACCCCAAUUUGGCACCCCUCAGCGACGAUGAUGUCGGUGCUGACGGUGAAGACCUGUACAUCGAGAAAGCAGCUGACCUCGCUGAGCGGUUACUCGGGGCUUUCGAGUCUCCAAGCGGUAUCCCAUGGUCGAAUGUCAAUCUCAACUCGUCAGAAGGCGUUGUCGUGCAUUUCGACGAGGGGGCUACGUCUAUUUCUGAGGCUGGCUCGCUACAGCUUGAAUUCAAGUACUUGGCCAAGCUGACCGGCGAGGCAGAAUAUUGGAAGGUGGUUGAGAAAACGAUGAAGCUGGUUGAUCAGCAAAAGUCGCAGGAUGGCCUUGUCCGAACUGCCAUCCAUCCUGACAAUGGUGCAUUCAAGGGAGACAGUAUUACUCUGGGCAAUAAGGCAGAUUCUUACUAUGAAUAUCUCAUCAAGCAAUACCUGCAAACUUCCCAACAGGAGCCCAUCUACAAAGAGAUGUGGGACGAGGCAUUGAGAGGCAUUCGCAAGAACCUGGUCUCAUUCACCAAGAACUCUCAGCUGAUGAUCAUCGGCGAGCGCCCCCAGGGCCUAGACCAGGACCUGUCUCCCAGAAUGGACCAUCUGGUCUGCUUUAUGCCCGGAACAAUCGCGCUCGGCGCGACCGGUGGCCAGCCCUUGUCACAAGCCCGAAAGUCAGCGGACUGGACUCAACAGCGCGAGGACGAAAUCCUCAUGUCCAAGGAAUUGAUGAAGACCUGCUGGGCAAUGCACAAGGCAACAGCAACCGGUCUCGCAGCCGAGAUCUCCCACUUCGUCCUAGACUCGCCGCCCGUGAUGAUGGCAGACAAGUACCCAGACCCAACGAACCCCAACCGCGCAUCCAAGCCCGAGGCACUACACGGCAUCUCCAAGCCCCUAGAUGCGCAAAGCGAUGCCUCGGAGUCCUGGCGCGCGGAUAUCGACAUUCGCCGCAACGACCGCCACAAUCUACAACGCCCGGAAACUGUCGAGUCCCUCUUCUAUCUCUAUCGUAUCACCGGCGACGAUAUCUACCGUCAAUGGGGCUGGGAGAUCUUCAAGUCUUUCAUCAAACACACAGCCGUGGUCGAGAAGAAGAUUACCUCCCGUAUUCCUACGUCAACCAACACAGCGCCCGUUUUCCGUAUCAAGGGCUUUACAUCACUCGGAAACGCGGAUGCGGUCCCUUCAUACAAGCGCGAUAAUAUGGAGGGCUAUUGGAUGGCUGAGACGCUUAAAUAUUUCUACUUAUUGUUCUCAGAUCGUGAUUUCAUCUCGCUGGAGGAUCACGUUUUCAAUACUGAGGCCCAUCCAUUCCCGCGGUUCAAGCCUACUGGGGAUCUUAAGACGGGGUGGGAGAGGGCGCCUAGGCAGUAG
Molecule: messenger RNA, 2055 nt
Organism: Penicillium concentricum
Lineage: Eukaryota; Fungi; Ascomycota; Eurotiomycetes; Eurotiales; Aspergillaceae
Product: glycoside hydrolase family 47 protein
Exons: 3
Coding region: 1-2055 (684 amino acids)
Biological process (GO): carbohydrate metabolic process; N-glycan processing
Cellular component (GO): endoplasmic reticulum; membrane
Molecular function (GO): calcium ion binding; mannosyl-oligosaccharide 1,2-alpha-mannosidase activity
Source: RefSeq, a predicted model, not a curated record